ACAAGAAAGCAAGGGGACAGCGCGGGGAAAUCAGACGCGCGUUGACAUGGUGAGGAGCAGAGAGUUUCUCUCCUGAUCUGGUGCCUGUGUUUUUUUUUGAAAAAUGGACUCGAUCGCUGGUUGCUGCGCCCUCUCUCUAUCGAUCAGCCUGUGGGUGUGCAUCACCGCCGCUUAUUCCCAUAAUUGCGACAAUCAUCUUGUGUCUGACUUGCCUCAGUCAGCGUUCUCUUCCUCCUCUGUGCUAUCUAGCAGUCACAACCCUGGCUUUGCAAAGCUGAAUAGAAGGGAUGGAGCAGGUGGAUGGUCCCCAAGAGAUUCUGACAAAUACCAAUGGUUACAGAUAGACCUUGGUGAGAGAACAGAAAUCACCGCUGUAGCAACCCAGGGCCGGUAUGGGAGCUCAGACUGGGUGACGAGUUAUGUGCUAAUGUUCAGUGACACUGAGAGAAAUUGGAAGCAGUAUCGCCAAGAAGACAACACAUGGGCUUUCCCAGGAAACUCUAAUGCGGACAGUGUUGUGCACCACAAGCUCCAGUACUCCGUCAGAGCCAGAUUCCUUCGUUUUGCCCCUCUCCAGUGGAAUCCUACCGGUAGAAUAGGAAUGAGAGUUGAGGUUUAUGGCUGCUCCUACAAGUCAGACAUGGCUGAUUUUGAUGGCAGAAGCUCACUGCUCUACAGAUUCAACCAAAAGAGUAUGAGUACAGUGAAGGACAUGAUCUCCCUGAAGUUCAAAACCUUACAAAGUGAUGGAGUGGUUCUGCACGGAGAGGGACAACGGGGAGAUUACAUCACACUUGAACUGAAGAAAGGCAAACUCUCACUGCAGAUCAACCUAGGUGAUGCAAAAUUGCGAUCUGUUGAUGGCCAUACCUCAGUGACUCUGGGGAGUCUGCUCGACGAUCAGCACUGGCAUUCCAUUACCAUCGAACGCUACAACAAGCAAGUGAACUUCACCGUGGAUCAGCACACACAGCACUUCCGAACCAAAGGAGAGUUUGAUUAUCUGGAUAUUGAUUAUGAGCUCAGCUUUGGAGGGAUCCCAGUUCCAGGCAAAUCAGUGACUUUCCUGAGGAAGAACUUCCAUGGCUGCAUUGAGAAUCUCUAUUACAACGGAGUGAAUAUUAUUGAUCUGGCAAAGAGACGUAAACUUCAGAUACACAUUGUGGGAAAUGUAACCUUUUCCUGCUCAGAACCUCAUAUCGUUCCAGUCACAUUCAUGACUCCUAGUAGUUACUUGCUGCUUCCCGGGAAGCCUCAACUGGAUGGACUUUCUGUCAGCUUCCAAUUCCGUACCUGGAACAAGGAUGGUCUGCUGCUGUAUAAUGAAUUCCAUGAAGCAUCUGGAGUCCUACAGAUUUACCUCAACAAGGGGAAGCUCAAAAUAAAUGUUCAUAAAUUAUCAUGGAACCAAGCUGAUAUCACCACAGGUGAUGAUCUAAAUGAUGGACUGUGGCAUUCUAUUAAUUUGAAUGCCAGAAGGAAUCGAGUUAGCAUCAUUUUGGACAACAAUGCAGCCUCAACCUUUCAUUCAACCAUACAGAUGCAGAUCUACUCUGGAAGCAGAUAUUAUUUUGGAGGUUGUCCUGAAAAUGCAACUGCUACAGAUUGUUUAAAUCCAUUUGACGCAUUUGAAGGCUGCAUGCGGCUUAUAUUGAUUGACAACCAAGCAGUGGAUCUCAUUCUGGUGCAACAAGGCUUACAGGGAAACUUCUCUGACCUCCACAUUGACAUAUGCGGUAUUCAAGACAGGUGCUUACCGAAUUACUGUGAGCACGGUGGAGAAUGCUCUCAGUCCUGGAGUACCUUUUACUGUGAUUGCGCCGGGACUGGCUAUACAGGAGAAACUUGUCACAGCUCUUUGUAUGAAAAGUCAUGUGAAGCGUACAGGCACAAAGGGCAGAUGUCUGACUUUUUCUCCAUUGACCCAGAUGGCAGCGGCCCACUGGAACCCCUUCUUGUGUACUGCAACAUGACAGAAGACAAGACAUGGACAGUGACGCAGCACAACAACACAGAGCUAACCAAGGUCCAAGCCUCCAAUUCUGGCAAGCCUCAUCUCGUGCAUUUGAGUUACACAGCUAACUCGGAACAAUUACAAGCCAUGAUUAACAACAUGGACUACUGCGAGCAGGAAGUGUCUUACCAUUGCAGAAAGUCACGCCUUUUAAACACACCUGGUGGCACCCCAUUGACCUGGUGGAUUGGGAGGACCAAUGAGAAGCAAACUUACUGGGGAGGUUCAUCGCCAGGCAUUCAGAAAUGUGCCUGCGGAUUGGAGGAGAACUGCUUGGAUACCAAGUACCACUGUAACUGCGACGCUGACAGAGAUGAAUGGGUGAAUGACACGGGUCUUCUUUCAUACAAAGAUCACUUGCCUCUGACCCAGCUUGUAAUUGGAGACACCAACAGGACAGAUUCAGAGGCAGCUUACAGACUUGGACCACUCCGUUGCAAUGGAGACAAUAAUUACUGGAAUGCAGCAUCAUUUAACACCAAGUCCUCCUAUCUCCAUUUUCCAACAUUCCGUGGGGAGCUAAGCGCAGACAUUUCAUUUUUCUUCAAAACAACUGUGGCAUCAGGCGUUUUCCUGGAGAACCUUGGCAUUAAGGACUUCAUAAGGAUCGAACUGAACUCGCCAGUGGAAGUUCUCUUCUCACUCGAUGUGGGGAACGGCCCUUUUGCAGUUGCAGUGGACUCACCCUCACCGUUGAAUGACAAUCAGUGGCAUUACGUCGAGGCAGAGCGGAAUAUCAAAGCAGCAUCACUCCGAGUAGAUCACCUACCACGAGUGGCUCAGGAGGCUCCAGCCGAUGGACACAUUCAUUUACAGCUCAACAGCCAGCUGUUUGUAGGAGGCACGGCCUCAAGACAGAAAGGAUUCCUUGGAUGCAUUCGAGCUUUGCAACUGAAUGGAGUGAACCUUGAUCUUGAAGAACGGGCGAGGAUGACCCCUGGAGUUAAUCCAGGAUGCCCGGGGCACUGUACAAGCUAUGGCAACCUAUGCCACAAUGGAGGACAAUGUAUAGAGAAAUACAAUGGUUAUUCAUGCAACUGCACCUCCUCUGCUUAUGAUGGACCAUUCUGCAAGAAAGAGGUUUCUGCUAUUUUCGAGGUUGGAACGUCCCUGAUCUACAACUUCCAGGAGUCUUAUGGGCUUGCUAAGAAUCUAAGUGCGCAUUUAUCUGCCAUCUAUAUGGACAGGACAAUUUCCACAGAGAACACGGCUUUCAGCUUCCGAACGACACGUGCACCCAGCAUCCUGCUGUACGUGGACAGCUACCAUGAGGAGUAUUUGGCUGUGAUACUACUCCAAAAUGGAAGCCUUCAGGUCAGGUACAGACUUGACAAGGAUAAAGAUCCUGAUAUCUUUAGCCUCGACAUUGGAAACCUUGCAGACGGACAUCUCCACAGUGUCAAAAUCGACCGUGAAGGACCAAGGGUCCAUGUUGAGGUUGACUAUUUCCAUGCCAGGAGCUACAAGCUGUCAACUGUUUCAGAUAAAGCAUUUAACGGCCUCAAGUCUCUUGUCCUUGGCAAGAUAAUAGACACUGGCAAUCUCGACCAGGAGAUUGUGAAUGCGAACAUACAGGGUUUCGUUGGCUGCCUAUCGUCAGUUCAGUUUAACUGGAUCGCACCAUUAAAGGAGGGACUGCGCCACUUUAGCUCUGCCCCAGUGACUGUGAAAGGAGACUUGAUUGAAUCUGACUGUCGUUCUUCAGUGAUGACCGAACCAGUUGCCAUGACCACCACACUCUCAUUCACAGAUGAUUCCAAACCCACUGAGGAGGAGCAGCCAUUACAAAAUGCAUUCAGAAGUGAUUCUGCAGUCAUCGGAGGUGUUAUAGCGAUUGUGAUAUUUGUCAUCCUCUGCAUUUUUGCUAUAACGGGACGCUUGUUAUAUCAGAACAAAGGCACUUAUCAAAAUAAUGAGCCGAAAAGAACGGAAUAUGCUGAGAACACUGAUGCAGCACUGAAGAACCAUGCCAAUUACCAGGAUUCUGUAAGCGAAAGCAGGAAAGAGUAUUUCAUCUGACAGUGAGAGAGGCCCUCCUCAUGGCUACACUUGCAACAGCAGAUUAAUAACAACACUACAACCUGGACUUGCUGUCUGUACUAUGAGUUAGUUCCAGACUCUGCAAACUAAAUGGCCAAAAGUUAGCACAAAAUACACGGCAUUUGACUAAUGACUGGUUGGUAUUUUUGUUUACCUGACAGAACAGGGAUAUAGCCUAUUAUUUCCUGCUAACAAAAUGCCAUCUCAGGGGAGCAGAAUGAAGAUUCCACAAAAUUAUGGUUACAAAAACAGCAGCUAUUAAAAAAAAAGUCUUGACACACCUCCUCAGAGUGAUGUAAAACAAUAAUAUUAACUUUUAAAUGUAACUGGGUUCUUGGUUUAUCUUCAUAAGAUUUAUUUCUGUACCUUUCUUUUCUGGAGAGACCAUUUUAUUUGUCCAUUAAGCAGGUGAAGUGGUAACAAGGUUAUCAAUCUGGUUAAGUGCAGAUUUAUGAUGAGACCUACAUUCUUUCUAAGCAAUUUAUUUAUUGUUGGUAACUUGGUGGUCAAACAGUCUAUUAGAUGAAUCUAAGCACAUAUGGUCAUUCAUGCUCAUUAUAUACAGUGCUAUCUUAAAAAAAAAGCUCCCAGCUGAUUCCCUUUAAAAUUGAAAACCUUUGUUGCCAUAGCUAAUAAAUCAUAAUUGACCAUAUUGCAAUCAAUUAUGUUUGGAUUUCAAGU
Messenger RNA from Chiloscyllium plagiosum (whitespotted bambooshark), 4735 nucleotides. RefSeq names its product contactin-associated protein-like 5. Lineage: Eukaryota; Metazoa; Chordata; Chondrichthyes; Orectolobiformes; Hemiscylliidae. The record is from RefSeq and is a predicted model, not a curated record.